AUGGCAGCGUCAAAAGUGGCGCCGACGGCACACGACGAACUGCGAGCUCUCCUGCGUCUGGCGGCGCCGGCGUUUGUGUCCACGAUCAGCUUCUUUGCACUCACGAUGCUGGAAAUGAUCUUUGCAGGGCACCUCGGCACGGCUGAAAUGACCGCCGUCGCAUUCUCGCAAAUCGUGUUCGACUUCACCAUCAUCGUGUUUACCCAAGGCUUCAACAAAGGCCUCAACGCACUGGGGUCGCAAGCGUUUGGGGCCAAGAACUUGUUGCUGCUCGGUCGAUACGCCCAAAUGGGCUGCCUGGGCGUGACCGUCGUGACGUUGCCGUUGGCAUUCUCGUGGUGGUUUGUCGGCGAUCUCCUGCGCUUGUUCGGCGUGUCUCCCGCCAGUGUCGUCUUGGCCCAACAGUACUCGAAGCUGUCCACGUUGUGGCUGUGGCCGCGCCUGAUCUACCAGUAUCUGACUGUGUACUUUAACUCGCAGCAGAUCGUGUUGCCCACGGCGAUCGUGUCGGUGUCGUUCGUGGUUGUGCACGUGGGUAUGAAUGUGCUGGUGGUGUUUGGUGUGCCGUCGUGGGGAUGGGCGGGGUUGGGGUUUGCGGGGUUGCCCAUCGUCAUGUGCAUUACCAUGUACGGUCGGCUGGGGGUGUACUUGCUGUACAUGAUGUGGUACCGCCAGCACCAUGCAAAGUCGUGGGUGUGGAACUUGGAGUUUUGUCAAGCCAAGUACAUUAUCCCCCAGGUUCGCGUGGGGCUUCCAUUGGCAGUUGGGCAAGUGUUUGAGAACUCGCAGCUGCAAACGAUGGCGCUGUUGGCGUCGUCCAUGGGCGAAGUGUCGCUGGACUCGCACAAUUCGAUGAUCGUAUUGGUAUUCUUUCUCACGAGCCCCAUUUACGGUCUGGGAUCUGCAGGGGUCAUCCGCAUUGGCAUGUACUUGGGGGCGAACGAGCCCGAGAAGGCCCACCAAUUAGCCCGUCUACUUGCGACGUGCAUCUGCUGCAUCUCAGUGGGCAUUGCGACUGUACUCAUGAUCAAUCGGAACGUCGUCGGGCACUUGUACUCGGAAGACCCUCGAGUAUGGGCGUCGAUGACCAGCAUUUGCACGUUGGCUGCGUCUGGAUAUGUCAUCUUGUCGGUGUUUUACUCGUCCAUGGUACAGUCAGUCCCCUUCGUCGCCUCCAUGAUGGAAAGUGCCAUGUGA
Molecule: messenger RNA, 1197 nt
Organism: Aphanomyces astaci
Lineage: Eukaryota; Oomycota; Saprolegniomycetes; Saprolegniales; Verrucalvaceae
Exons: 2
Coding region: 1-1197 (398 amino acids)
Biological process (GO): transmembrane transport
Cellular component (GO): membrane
Molecular function (GO): antiporter activity; xenobiotic transmembrane transporter activity
Source: RefSeq, a predicted model, not a curated record